UUGGUGAUGUCUACUCUCCAAUGACCUUCAGCACCUGCUGGGGCCUCUGAUGUGAACCAGUAGGCUCUGCUACUCACUAGCUCUGUGACCUUGGGCAAGUUAUUUAACCUGUCUGGGCCUCCGUUUCCUACUCUGUAAAAUUAGAGUAAUGAACAAUCCUUACCUCAGAUUGUCACAGGGUUAAAUGAGAUCUCGCACAUAACACGCUUACUAUGGUCCCUGUGGCACGCUAAAGCACUCAAUGGACAAUGGAUACGUCAUCAAUAAACACUCCACGGGUUUAAUAAGACGCUACACAAUUGUAAAGCCCUGACUGGUACGGUUUUUUUGUAACCUGUCCACACUUUCAACUGACCCACUUUCACCCUCUCUCUAACCGCUCGGGUUCCAACACAGGACACGCGGCAGGCGAGCUGUGCACACGGCGCAGGGCGAGGGGCGGGGUGCUCCGCGCGCGGCCGCGGCACGCGCUGCCCUCCGGCUGCACCCAGCCCCUUCCGGGCCGAGGGGGCGGCUCCUGGGAACCGGUGCCCGGCGGCCCGUGUGCACAGCCCGCUGCGCUCGGCUCGGUGCGCACAGCCCGGAGUGCCGAGCGGAGCGCCGAGUGACUCAGCGCGGGGCGUGCGCAGGCGGCGCCCGGCCGAGGCAGGACUUUUGCACUCGCCCCGGCUCUUCGGCUACAAAAGCAGCCCGCAGCGCAUUCCGCUGUACUACGCCUCCUCCAGGCCCUCGUGAUUCUACGUACAGCUGUCUCCAGACUCCAGCCACCGCUUCAGCUCGCCAUGGAUCCCAACUGCUCCUGCGCCACCGGUGGCUCCUGCACCUGCGCCGGCUCCUGCAAGUGCAAAGACUGCAAAUGCACGUCCUGCAAGAAGAGCUGCUGCUCCUGCUGUCCCGUAGGCUGUGCCAAGUGCGCCCAGGGCUGCGUCUGCAAAGGGGCAUCAGAUAAGUGCAGCUGCUGUGCUUGAUGUGGGAGAGCCCUGCUCCCAGAUGUAAAUAGAGCGACAUGGACAAACCUGGAUUUUUUUUUUUUUUUUUUCUAGUACAAACCUGACCUGUUUGCUACAUUCCUUUUUCUAUGAAAUAUGUGAAUAACAAUAAAAGUUGUUGACUUGAUUCUCA
Molecule: messenger RNA, 1122 nt
Organism: Cynocephalus volans (Philippine flying lemur)
Lineage: Eukaryota; Metazoa; Chordata; Mammalia; Dermoptera; Cynocephalidae
Product: metallothionein-2A
Exons: 3
Coding region: 783-968 (61 amino acids)
Biological process (GO): detoxification of copper ion; cellular response to cadmium ion; cellular response to zinc ion
Cellular component (GO): cytoplasm; nucleus
Molecular function (GO): metal ion binding
Source: RefSeq, a predicted model, not a curated record